Mya arenaria is the source of this 1110-nucleotide messenger RNA. Its product is annotated as spore coat protein SP65-like. The record is from RefSeq and is a predicted model, not a curated record. Lineage: Eukaryota; Metazoa; Mollusca; Bivalvia; Myida; Myidae. The transcript is spliced from 3 exons. The coding region runs from base 1 to 1110 and encodes 369 amino acids.
AUGUCACCUAAACGCCUUAAGCCCACCAAACACAACGUCGUCACCAAGAUCGGCGCUGCUACUUCAGCCUGCACACACAACGCCGUCACCACGAUCGGCGCUGCUACUUCAGCCUACACACACAACGACGUCACCACGAUCGGCGCUGCUACUUCAGCCUGCACACACAACGCCGUCACCACGUACUGCGCUGCUACUUCAGCCUGCACACACAACGCCGUCACCAAGAUGGACGCUGCUUACUCAGCCUCCACACACAACGCCGUCACAACGAUCGGCGCUGCUACUUCAGCCUCCACACACAACGACGUCACCACGAUCGGCGCAUCUACUUCAGCCAUUGCACCCAACGCCGUCACCACGAUCGGCGCUGCUACUUCAGCCUGCACACACAACGCCGUCACCAAGAUGGGCGCUGCUUACUCUGCCUCCACACACAAAGCCGUAACCACGAUCGGCGCUGCUACUUCAACCAUCGCACUCAACGCCGUUACCACGAUUGACGCCUCCACACACAACGCCAUCACCACGAUUCACAGUGCUACCUCAGCCUCCACACACAACGCCGUCACCACGAUCGGUGCUGCUACUACAACCAUCGCACUCAACGCAGUUACCACGAUCGGCGCUGCUACUUCAGCUUGCACACACAACGCCGUCACUAAGAUCGGCGCUGCUACUUCAGCCUCCACACACAACGCCGUCACCACGAUCGGCACUGCUACUCUAGACUACACACACAGCGCAGUCACCGUGAUUGGCGCUACUACUUCGAGAUCCACGAACAACGCCGUCACCACGAUUGGCGCUGCUACUUUAGCCUGCACAAACAUCGCCGUCACCCUGAUUGCCACUGCUACUUCAGCCUCCACACACAAGUCGGUCACCACGAUCGGCACUGCUACUUCAGCCUCCACACACAAUGCCGUCACCACGAUUGGCACUGCUACUUUAGACUCAACACUCAACGCUGUCUACACGAUCGAUUAUGCUACUACAGCCUCCGCAAAUAAGCGCCGUCGCCACAAUCUGUGCUGUAUCUUUAACUUACGCAACGGACGCCAAUUUCUUGAUAUGCACUAUUACUGUAUCCUCCGCAACCGUAUAUGA